AAGACUAUGGUUUAACUUCAUUCUUCUUCGAGAUCUUUUCGAUGUUCUUCGCCGAUUCCAUCCUUCUUCGGAAUCCUCGUAUCUUCUUCCAAUUCCCUCUACAUCGAGCUAUUGAGUGAUCGUUGUAAAUCUUUCCUUUUUGAUUCUUCGACGGUUCGUUGUAAUGGCAGGAAACCCUAAAUGAUCGUGUUUAUUGCUUGUUGAUUCUCUUCAGUGUGACAUGAGCUUUGGAUUCUGCAUUAAAUUGUGCUAAUUUAGUUGAAUUCGGGCGUUUUGUGCCUUGAUUCCCGAUGGAGAACGAACAUGAAUCUGCUUCAAGUUCAGCUCUUGCUUGGCGUUGGACCGUUGAAGCCCUUGCAAGUUUCAAGGAAGUGAAACACUCUCUAUUGCGUGAUGUAAUUGAUGAGGGUAAAGAAUUACCUGAGGUUACAAGAAAGAACGCUGGGGAAAUGAUUGCUUUGAGAUGCUUGGAGGGUUUGUUUGGCCCUUUAAAUUACAGUGGAGAAAAUGGCCCUCCUGCUGAACAAUCAAAAGUUAUGUUCGAUUCAUCUGAGUGCUGUGAAGAUGUUCUUAAACGCGUAUGUAAGGAGACUUCUAAAUCUGCCUUAAGAAUGGCUGAACCAGAUAUGUCAAAAUGGGAUGUUAGUCCCUUUAUUGCUCAAAAAAGAGCAUCCAUGCGGUGUACAUUGCUUCAGCUGCAAGAUUCAAUUCUUGAUGGUACACAUCCAUAUGCUGAUUUCUUAAUGCAGAAGAGUGGGUUGAUGCCCGUAAAAAUGCAGGAUAGGAUUUUUCUGAAUAAUGGCGAUCUUAACGAGCUCUGCAGGAGACUAGAUACUAGCUCUUCUGAUCCUCAAGCUCAAAAGGAAACAGGCAGAGGAAGCCCUGUACUGCUUGAGGAAGAAAGAAGAAGACUGUCUGUGGCAGACCCAUCUACUUCUAGUUUGUUACCAUCUAAAAGGAGUAUUGUUGAUUUAACAUCUGAAGAUGAGGCAAGACAGUUACUUGGUUGUAAUGAUGGUUACGUGAAUGCUAAGAGGCGUAAGGGGCUUGAUGCACAUACUUCGCAUUCAGGACAUGAAGUGGCUUCUUCACAUGGAGCUGAGGUGUUUGAAGCUUCACUUGAAAGAGUUGUGCCACAAGAGAGAGAUGAUAUUGAUCAUCAGAUGACUUCGGUGGAAGACAAAGUUGUCGAGGAGGAGCAUUUUGGGUCAAAGAAGUCAGGACAGUAUACUGCUACUGAUGAAUUGCAUCAGGUUGAAUCAAGUACUCCUUGUUAUACUACAUUGCGACCUUCACAAGAUGUUGAGAUGGAUGAAGUUAUUAGUUUGGAGAAAUCAAAAGAUGGAAAUGAACUGCCAGUUGAACAAAAAGCAUCUAAUAAUUCUCCUGUUGAAGGCAACCUGCAUGAUAUCAUCACCGGCGAUUCCAAGCAUGACUUCGGGGUUGAUAAUCAUGUAAAUGAAAUGAACACUCUGUCCCAUUGUGGAUUUCUGCCGAAGACCGUUGCUACCGAUAUUGAUGUUGGCAUGAAUCCCGAUGAGAAAGAGAAAGAUAUGUUAAGUGAUAGUGAUGGAUACCAUAUUCAAACGAUUGCAGCGAAAAAGAAAGAAUUUAUUAGUUCUCAAUGUAUGGCGGAUCGUGAUUCUUUUCUAUUAGCUGAGGGGAGCGUUUGUGUGAAAUGCAAUGAAGGUGGUCAGUUAUUGUCCUGUAAUGUUAGUGAUUGUCCUUUGGUGGUUCAUGAUAAGUGCUUGGAUUCCUCAGCUAGGAUGCAUGGUGAAGGCGGUUUUAGUUGUCCAUUCUGCUUAUGCUCACUUGCUAUAUCAGAAUACCUUGAAGCUAAGAAGAAUGCUGCAUUGGCAAAGAAAAAUAUUGCUACCUUUUUUCGUACUUGUUUGGGACAAUACUCAAUAGUUAUUCAAGAGGCAUUGCAACAAAAAGAUCUUGAUCCUUCACGAAAUGCUAGAGUUGAGGAUGCUGCUAAAAUUAGUGAACAACACUUGGAAAAUCAAGACAAUCAAGUAACUCUAGAUGGAGAACAUGUAAAAGAAGCUGUUAACCAUCAAUCCCCGACAGUUACAGAUAUUGAGCGAAGAAUAGAGCUGUCAAAGUCAUUGCAAAUUCCUAAUUCCAAUCGCCGAGAAAACGAGGCAAGUUCUUCGAGAGUUGCGCCCGAUGUUUUAUCUGGAGAGAAAGACGGCGAUGAAUUGGUGAACCAAGAGUGUCAAGGAAAUGUUGCAGAACUGAAAGAUGGUCUAGAAGCCACAGAGCAACAUGACAUUUAUGAUACUCUCCACGAAGAUCAAGGGCCAGUUGAAGCAGCGGGUAUGCAAGAAGGUUUACAGUACCAAACUGAUGACAAGGAAGAGGAACCUUCUUAUGCUAUAAAUAUAGGAGGAGAAAAAUAUUCUGAUGAUGAUGACAAUGAUCAGUCUAUCAUUUCUAGAUAUUCCAUAAGAUUUCGACGGAAAUAUCAUCAGUUGGGAUGAGAAGAAGAUGACUACUGCAUCAACAAUUCAAGCUCCUUAGGAAGCACGAACAUGGGAUAAAGAUGAAGAGCAGAGACUCGAGAAUCAUGGCUCAAAAACAUGUGAAAAAGAAGAGCCCGUGAACUGCAAAAAUGAACUGAGGUGACUUUCUCUCUUCACUCUUCACUUGUCACUCUUCUUCAACUCACUUAGAUCUCUCCAAUAUAGAAUCCUAUGAACAACACUACUCUCACACUUCAUUUAAUUUCCUUUUACCUCCUCAUUCUACCGUUCCUCUCUCUUUUUGUUUGUUUCUGUAAUCAAUUUCACUUCUCUUGUCAUC
This is a messenger RNA of Cucurbita pepo subsp. pepo (vegetable marrow), 2808 nucleotides long. RefSeq lists its product as uncharacterized. NCBI's taxonomy places the organism in Eukaryota, Viridiplantae, Streptophyta, Magnoliopsida, Cucurbitales, Cucurbitaceae. The record is from RefSeq and is a predicted model, not a curated record.